AUGCCUGCCACCAACGGUACCUCCAACGGCGAUGCCUUCGCCAUCCACAACGAGGGUGCUUUCCUCUUCACCUCCGAGUCCGUCGGUGAGGGUCACCCCGACAAGAUCGCCGAUCAGGUGUCAGACUCCAUCCUCGACGCCUGUCUGGCUGAGGACCCCCUCUCCAAGGUUGCUUGCGAGACCGCCACCAAGACCGGUAUGGUGAUGGUCUUCGGUGAGAUCACCACCAAGGCCAGCCUCGACUACCAGAAGGUCGUCCGUGCCGCUAUCAAGGAUAUCGGCUACGACGACUCCGCCAAGGGCUUCGACUACAAGACCUGCAACCUGCUCGUCGCUAUUGAGCAGCAGUCCCCCGAUAUCGCCCAGGGUCUUCACUACGACCAGGCCCUCGAGGCUCUCGGUGCUGGUGACCAGGGUCUCAUGUUCGGAUAUGCCACUGACGAGACCCCCGAGAUGCACCCUCUCAGCCACUUGUUGGCCCACAAGCUGAACAAGGCCAUGUCCGACGCUCGCCGCGACGGCUCCCUCCCCUGGCUGCGACCUGACACCAAGACCCAGGUCACCAUGGAGUACAAGCACGACGGCGGUGCCGUCGUUCCUCUGCGUGUCCACACCAUUGUCGUCUCUGCCCAGCACAGCGAGGACAUCACCACUGAGCAGCUGCGCAAGGAGAUCACCGAGAAGAUUUGCAAGAAGGUUAUCCCCGCUCAGUACCUCGAUGAGAAGACCGUCUACCACAUUCAACCCUCUGGUCUCUUCAUCAUCGGUGGUCCUCAGGGUGACGCCGGUCUGACUGGCCGUAAGAUCAUUGUCGACACCUACGGUGGCUGGGGUGCCCACGGUGGUGGUGCUUUCUCCGGAAAGGACUUCUCCAAGGUCGACCGCUCCGCUGCCUACCUCGCCCGAUGGAUCGCCAAGUCCCUCGUCAACGCCAAGCUCUGCCGCCGUGCUCUGGUUCAGCUGUCCUACGCUAUCGGUAUUGCUGAGCCCUGCUCCGUCUACGUCGACAGCUACGGCACAUCCGAGAAGAGUGCUCAGGAGCUUGUUGACAUUGUCCGUGCCAACUUCGACAUGAGACCUGGUGUCAUUGUCAAGCAGCUUGACCUGGCCAAGCCCAUCUACUACCAGACUGCCAAGUUCGGUCACUUCGGUACCAACCAGAGCUUCACCUGGGAGCAGCCCAAGGAGCUCAAGUUCUAA
This is a messenger RNA of Pestalotiopsis fici W106-1, 1200 nucleotides long. Its product is annotated as S-adenosylmethionine synthase. Gene Ontology annotation, cellular component: cytosol. Bases 1 to 1200 code for a protein of 399 amino acids. The record is from RefSeq and is a predicted model, not a curated record. The transcript is spliced from 3 exons. Gene Ontology annotation, biological process: S-adenosylmethionine biosynthetic process. Lineage: Eukaryota; Fungi; Ascomycota; Sordariomycetes; Amphisphaeriales; Sporocadaceae. Gene Ontology annotation, molecular function: methionine adenosyltransferase activity; ATP binding.